Messenger RNA from Dioscorea cayenensis subsp. rotundata (Guinea yam), 966 nucleotides. RefSeq lists its product as uncharacterized. The transcript is spliced from 5 exons. Gene Ontology annotation, molecular function: zinc ion binding. The coding region runs from base 1 to 966 and encodes 321 amino acids. The record is from RefSeq and is a predicted model, not a curated record. NCBI's taxonomy places the organism in Eukaryota, Viridiplantae, Streptophyta, Magnoliopsida, Dioscoreales, Dioscoreaceae.
AUGGUGGACAAGAGGCAGUGCACAUGCUCUUGUAGAAGGUUGCAAUUGAGUGGAAUUCCAUGUGGGCAUGCAAUAUCUGUGUUAUACUACAAUAAAGAGACACCCGAAAAUUAUCUGGACAAUUGUUACAAGGUUACCACUUUCAUGAACACCUAUAAGAAUAUACUAAAUCCUACUCAUGACAAAGACUCAUGGCCUAAGAGCGACCAAGGUCAUGUCAUUCCACCUGAACCAGUGAACCAAAGAAGAGGUAGGAAAACACUUCUUAGGAGAAAGGAAGCUGAAGAAAACCAAGGCUUCACCAAUGGGAAGGUUAGCAAGAGAGGUGUUAAAAUGAGAUGUAGUGUGUGUGGUGAAACAGGACACAACAAGAGAUAUCAUGGACUAAAGGGAAAUAGAGAUGCUUCAGGCGGGCAAACACAUGGAGAGGCAAGCCGAGGUGAAUCCAUCACAACAGAUGAUCAAACUGCAAUGAAUGAUGCUUUGAGACUAAUUGAUGAAAAUGAGAGAGCUGAAGCAAAUACAGAAGCAGGGGGAGAAUAUCACAUAACACCACCAACAUUGGAUCAUCAGGUGUCACAGUUCAUUACAAUUCCUGUUCAAGCAAUUCAUGAAGCAACACCCUUAGUAGAAUAUUCUAUGAGACAGCAACAACAUGAGUCAGGGAUUCCUGUCACACGGGUUCCAAUAAUACCUAACCAAAAAGCCCAUGUGGAAUUACCUAUUGGAGAAACCCCAGUGAGAAGACCAAAGAUAACCAUUAGGUCUAAAAAAGCAAGGAUAAACGAAGGACCUUCAUCUGAUGCCAAUCCACCAUUUAAAAAUCCUAUUUUUGCUGCAAUUGUCCCUAAGCUAAGGUCCCAGGGAAACCAGAAAGAUGUCAAAGAAGGGAGUAGAGGGCGAGGCAACAGUGUGUCAUCAAGAGAAGAGGGCAUGGCUACCACCGUGAAAUGGCUCCUCUGCUAG